Protobothrops mucrosquamatus (brown spotted pit viper) is the source of this 2009-nucleotide messenger RNA. It is a transcript of the gene TUSC2, whose product is annotated as tumor suppressor 2, mitochondrial calcium regulator. The record is from RefSeq and is a predicted model, not a curated record. NCBI's taxonomy places the organism in Eukaryota, Metazoa, Chordata, Lepidosauria, Squamata, Viperidae. The coding region runs from base 101 to 433 and encodes 110 amino acids. Gene Ontology annotation, cellular component: mitochondrion. Gene Ontology annotation, biological process: inflammatory response; regulation of mitochondrial membrane potential. The transcript has 3 exons.
GAGGGUCGAGUUUCCGGCGCGGGGAAGGCUCCGUUGCUGGCCUCCAGGGAGCGUCGGUUGGCUCGCCCCUCUUUCCGCGGUCAUGCUGCUCCUGUGAGCCAUGGGCGCCAGCGGCUCCAAGGCUCGAGGCCUCUGGCUCUUUGGCUCGGGUGGGCCAGGCAGCUCCGAGAGGUCAGCCGGCGAUCAGACGCUGACUCGAGCUCGGGGACUCUGCUCGGCUACCCCCUUCGUCUUCACCCGCCGCGGCUCUAUGUAUUAUGAUGAAGAUGGUGACCUUGCACAUGAGUUUUAUGAGGAGACAAUAAUCACCAAGAAUGGGAGGAAGCGUGCCAAGCUCAAAAGAAUUCACAAGAACCUGAUACCUCAGGGCAUGGUGAAACUGGAGCACCCUCGAAUUCAUGUGGACUUCCCUGUUAUCAUCUGUGAGGUCUGAGCCAAGAGAAAGUUAACUGUGUGCUGUCAGUACAUCUUAUUUGCCCAGUUUUACUGUACCACAUGUAAACCAUGCUAGGCAGCCACAUGUCCCUGCAGAGGAUGAAUUGGGAGCACGAACAGACAGCAGGCUUUGAUGCUUCUCUGUUUGGAGGCAGUGACAGCAACUGCGGCACUGGGCACACUUCUGACUAUCAGGCAUAAUAUUGUCUAAGGAUGUAUAUUAGUGGGACCUGUGUCAGAUGAAAAGUCGGGCCUUGAUUAGGAGCCUAUUCAAAAUUUCCUUCAGUGAAUCAACUAGAACCUAUUAAGCAGCUGCUAAUUGAUGCUUAGGUGGCAGCAGAUGUCAAAUGUCUUGACACUCGAGAGCCAACUUGCACUUUUUCAGGAACAGAUAUUCUGCGUGAUUACCCCAGCCAGCUUUUACAAAAGUUGAUAGUGACAUUUCAAGAUGAGUAAAGGUGAGCAGAAAACGUCUUAUGCUUCUUUGUCCACUCACCCACUUACCUUAUAAGCAUGGGCUGAAAGACUAAUACUGUACUAUAUCUUCGUGGAGGCAGGGAAAGUAAUGUUGCACUUAAUAAACUCUUCAAAACAGAAUAAUUUUUGAAGUGGUCAUAGGAAACAGACCAACACGUAGGUUUUCCUCUCUUUGUUAUAUUUCCCUUUGGAGUUGCACUAUUUUCUUUGCAGGUUUCAUCUUUUUGAACUUUGCAAGAUGGACUAAAGAUGUGAAGUAGCAUCUGGAUAUGAAGCUUUUCUGUUAAAGUGCACCAAAUAUAUUACAUCUUAGGAAGCAUUUAUCUUUCAAGUGAAUCUAUAAGAUCCUUCCCUCAUCUAGAGCCCUCCAAUAAAUAAUAGAGCACAGUGACUGUAGGGCCAGUGUGAUUUUGCUAACUGGAGCUGAUAAGAUUCAUAGUCCAGGACCUUCUCCGGAGAGCCCCUUGUCAGAAGAACAGACUUCUCUCUUCAUUCUUGUGGUAGAAUAACUUAUUCCCAUAUUGGUUUCCCAUGUUGUACAUGGAGAGCCUCCACCUAUGUCCUCCACAUGUUGCUGAAUUGAAGAUUCAAGCAUCCUCCAUCAUCGGCCAUGUUCUCUGGGACUGCUGGGGAGACAAAAGUUUCCAUCUCUUUCUUAGGUUAUACUGUCUCUACUAAGACAACUUUGCUUUGGUCAAGAUGUUUGCCACCUAAUUUGGCUGUGUAUUUUCCCCUUCAUCUUCCUCUGCCAGCAAAUAAUAACAAAAUCCUGUGAUCUUCCUUUGGCAGACGCCUUGGAUUGGGCCAAGUAGUGUCUGAUGUGGGGAUAAUGCAGCACACUUCAAAGGAAAGUUAUAUCUUUUCUAUUUUGAAGGGCCUUGCCCUUCUCCCUGAUGUAUGAAUGUGAAAUGUUUUGCUAUGGUACUGAUAGCUGAGCAAGUACUGAAGCAGUAUGCCUACCUCUUCAUCCCAGGCUUCUUGCUUUCACGAUGUAGAGCUACCUGCUGCUGAGAGGUGAUCAGGCAAACCCUGUUAAAGGCACUCUUAUGAAGAGGCUUUCAUAUGCAAUGUACAGCCAAAAGAUCCUUGCCUGCCUG